This is a messenger RNA of Phragmites australis (common reed), 2056 nucleotides long. RefSeq names its product transcription factor bHLH112-like. The transcript is spliced from 7 exons. Lineage: Eukaryota; Viridiplantae; Streptophyta; Magnoliopsida; Poales; Poaceae. Gene Ontology annotation, molecular function: protein dimerization activity; DNA-binding transcription factor activity, RNA polymerase II-specific; RNA polymerase II cis-regulatory region sequence-specific DNA binding. The record is from RefSeq and is a predicted model, not a curated record. Bases 382 to 1593 code for a protein of 403 amino acids. Gene Ontology annotation, cellular component: nucleus. Gene Ontology annotation, biological process: regulation of transcription by RNA polymerase II.
ACCGUCAGACCGUCGAUGACCCUGGCUAAAUAACAUUUUCUCUUCCCGGUCAGAAAACCUAAAUUCUCUUCUUCUUCUUCUUGUUUGUCAUCGUCGUCUUCUACCUCCCCUUUCUCCCCACCUUAAUUCCAACGGUUUAUAUAAAACCACGUUGCGCCGCCACCUUUCGAUUAAUGAAACUCCAAUGAAUUCCUACUUGCCCACCACACCAAAUAGCUAGCCGAGCACUACCACACCACACUCAUUACACGCCACUACUUGCAUCCAUGCCCUCUCUCCUCCAUAGCUAGCCAGCUAAACCACACCACAAAUUAACUCAAAAAAAGCAAGAUCAUAUCAAGUAGACAAUUAGCAUACAGAGCAAGCUAUAUGUAGAUAGGUAUGGCGGAUCACCAAGAGAUGAUCCAUGCAGCUGCUGCUGCCACGAGCACCGUGAGCCACGGACACGGCGGUGAUUGGUGGAGCAUGGCGGUGCAGCCGCAGCCGCCAGUGCCGUGUUCACCGGACAUGCUAACUGGUUUCAGCGCCGGCUGGUCUGCUGCUGCUGUAGCGGCCGGUCGUGUCGAUGGCAACAGGUCGGGGUCUGGUGCAUCCUCGGAGUCGCCCGGGUCUAACUCACUCGUCACCGGCGGCAGCUCCAUGACUUUCCUAGAACCCGUAAGCGUCGUCGUCGAUCCGGCCUCUGGCGCCGUGGCGCAGCCAGGGACUGGUCUAGCCACCGGCUGGAGCCAGCCUUACUACUUGGGUGGAUCUGGUUAUCAUGGGUACACGAGUUCAAGAAAUGAUCAGGGACACAUCAGCUUGACGAGCCUCUCAUCAAAUAACAGCCGGAUGCUGCAAGACCCCCAUGAACAGAACCAGCAGUUCUUGUCCAGCCUUGGACUGGAGCUGCUCUCGUCGCCGACCUCACCAUCCGGCGGUUUCCGGUCCUCCUCGCUGCUGAGAAGCCUCACGGAGCCGUCCGCAGUGGUGAGACCUUCGCCGGGCUUCCAGCAGACGAACCAAGGGCCUGGAACCAUCAGCGAGGCUCUCCAGUUCCGCAAUAACACGCCGUUUUGGAACCCUUCAACCGGGUUUGCUGCGGGGGCGGAGGGGGCAGCAAGCUUAGGGGCUGCCGGACCACAAACUGGGCAGGCAAGUGUUGCAGCAAAGAGUGCGUUAGGAGCCAGAGACUCUAGCUCCAUCGCGAAGAAGGCGAACACCGAUCCUACGCCGCUCAAGAAAGCGAAAACGGGGACACCAUCACCAUUGCCUACCUUCAAGGUGAGGAAAGAGAAGCUAGGGGACAGAAUCACAGCACUUCAACAACUAGUCUCCCCUUUUGGAAAGACGGAUACGGCAUCGGUGCUUCAUGAGACCAUCGACUACAUCAAGUUCCUCCACGAACAAGUUGGUUCACUCAGUGCUCCUUACCUAAAGAACAGGCAGCAAGUGCCCCAUUUGAAGGUCUCGAGGGACGGCGGCGAGGCGGCAGCAGCGAAGGGAGACCUCACCGGCCGAGGGCUGUGCUUAGUCCCGAUAUCGAGCACCUUCGCCGUGGCCAGCGAGACGCCUGUCGAUUUCUGGACACCAUUUGGUGGUCUCUUCCGGUAGCAGACAUUAUCCAGGAGCUUCUGCUGAUAAUAGAACUCAGAAGUGAUAGCUAGCAGUAUAAUCCCUCCAUUCUCAAAUAGAUACCGUUUAAAAAUAUUUGUAGUUAAAUUUCACAAAAAAUUGACCACUACAAAACAAGUAUCGGAGGCCGUAUCGAUCUCCAAAAUGCCAAGGAAAAUAAAAAAGAACGGAGGGAGUAUAUCCUAACUCAGAACUACUAGCUAGUGAGCAUAUAUAGCACUCUAUAACUGAAUUAUGCAUGUAUAGGUGAAUCUUUGGAAUGAUUUCUUCAAGUCUUGGAUUCAUUCUUCAGGUUCAUAGGAGAAUAAGGUAUCAGGUAUAACUAACUAGGCAAGCAAAUAACUGUAACUGAUCAUAAAUUGCCUUGUUGUAAUAAUCAGGUGGCACACAAACUGUUGCAUAAUCUGGACCAAUUUGUCAAUAAGUUAAUACUUCAAUUUUA